Messenger RNA from Rotaria socialis, 3768 nucleotides. Lineage: Eukaryota; Metazoa; Rotifera; Eurotatoria; Philodinida; Philodinidae. The record is from the annotation of a GenBank genome assembly.
AUGCACUCUGAUGCAAUACCUAUAGUUUUGAUUAAUAUUGCUGCUACAACAUGCGAGCAAUCAUAUGUUUUUCGUGCGAACCAAUUCAAGAAACCUCUCAAUCUAUACAACUGCGUUAUUGCUAAAAGCUCCUAUGGGAAAAGUCCGAUGCUAACUUUAGUGCAAUCUUCGCUUCUAGCGGUUCGCAAUUCACGAACUAUGAAAUUCCGAGAAAUCGGAGACAAACUACAGGGUUCUGAUCAUAUUCGUGUAAUUUAUAAUGAAGCUACAACAGCCGGAAUGCUAGAUUCCUUAAAAGGAUGCACCAGGUUAUUAAUGACAGAAGAAGGGGAUGUCAUUCUCAAACGCAUGGGAGCUUUCCUACUGCCUUCUAUUGGAGGUCGGGAUACAUUUAGUUUUGACGAUUGUCGAGCUCAAUUGAUCAAUUUGUAUGAUAAUCCCGAUCAAUAUUCAAAGAAAUUAAAAAAUUCUAUUGUGGAAGUCAGCAAUUCAAAACUGAACAUCUUGGCUGGACUAACUGGUGAAAUAAUUCAACAGGUAAUAACAAGACGAGCUCAAAAUACACUCGCUGAUGCUUUAUACGAGCGAUUUUUAUUUUGGGUGCUAUCUGGUGAUGCUAUAGACACUCAGAUCAAUCGUCGAAAUUGGAAUUAUUCAUAUUGGCCAACUAUAGAACAGUUUGCAGUCAUGAUGAGCUUCUUUGAAUGCAUUGUGAUGUAUUUCAGUGAAGAUUCAAACAUUAGAAUGAUCGAGUGGUGCAACUUUAUUAAAAGAAAAGGAGCUAUUGAAGAGCAGGAUGACCAUUUAGCUAGCCGAUAUGGUAAAUCAGUUGAUGCUGUACACCGUAUAGCUGGUCUCUGCCAAAUUAUUGAAUUAACAUCAGGUGUUUUUAAAGCAUUUAUUGAACGAUAUGGCUGCUUUGAAGAUAAUUCCAUUUCAAAUGAAUUUAUUUUUAAAUGUGAAACUUUAUUUUCCGAACUUUAUGGUUCAUAUAUUACAAACAAUCGUUGCUUUUAUAUAUCCAUUGAUGUUGUAGAACGGGCAAUAGACGUCAUAUCUGGCAACUUAGAACAAUACAAGUUGCUAAUGCUUAUUCCUGCUAAUGAAAUUUUCAACUAUUCGUUAAUUCUAAAUAAACCAGUUGAAUCAUUAUCUAUUAUAAGUCAUAUGGAUAAGAAAGUUAAAAAGCGAGAAAAAUUUGGUAAAAAAUCAUCUGAAAUGGAGCAAGCCAUAUUGCUUUUUGAUUCAGUUUUGUUCACGUUAAAAACCCUUUACGAAUGUCGAUUGUUGAAGAAUGGUGCAGCUGUACUACGAGACAUUUGUGAGGGUCUCGUCAACAAGCAAAUUUUAUCUAAAGUAGAUCGUGCAACAGGAACUGGGACUAAAUCAGUUACUAUUUACAUAAAAGUGUUGCCGAAUCCAACAUCAAGCAUUGAAUGUCAAAGAUUUAUAAAUAAGUUGGCAUUGUUAGAAAAUCCGUCUAUUACGAUGCAAACUAUUCUUGAUAGCUGUCGAAAAAUUAAAUAUUCUUGCAAAAACCCACCUACCCAGGCUGUGUUUAAUGUUCUUAAUCGUCCACAAUACAAAUUAUUAGAUUUGGAUCUAACACCAUUACACCAAAGUACUGUGAAAGAACCAAGUUCAGUACGCCUCUUUUCGGAUGCAAGUGUGAAUGAUAUCAAUUCAAUCCAGGAUGAUUUUGAUAUUCCAUUGAACAAUUGCGUGUUAAAUAAUAUUGAUUAUGAACAUAGCCUACAAAGAGAAAAUUCAACAGUAUCGUUGACUGGAGGGAUUGAUACUGAUCUCGUCGAAAAUGAAGAAACACAAAUGACAUCUGAGAAUAUGAUGGUUGGCGAAUUCAGUAGUUUAGGUACACAUGAUUGUUUGCCAAUAACAGUAGGUUCCGAUGCAUCAUCUGAUAGUCAUGGUUCUAAUAAUGAAGACUGUAAUCAAUAUUCUGAGAAUCAGACGAGUCAGUCAUCGACUGAUAUUGAUGUCUUAGCAGGAUCUUUGGGAGAAGAAAUCCUUAUUGAUGCAAAUGGUAGUGAAAAUGUUGUUACACAAUCGAAUAGAUCGUCAGAUGUUCGGUUGAUUAAAGCUAAAGAAGCUGAAAAUACAUCAUCAGACAAACGUUAUCGACUUAUUCUCUCAGACGGUAGAAAUUUUUUUAGCUCAUGUGUACUAGGUGCUGAUAUGAUUGAUUUGGUAAAAAAUGACAUUUUGAAGAAUAACUCGGUCAUUCGUGUUAAUCAGGUGGAUGUUUGCAAUGCUGGUGUAAAGGGUGACCGAGUAAUUUUAAUUAUUCGUGAUGUAACGGUGGUGUUAAGCGAUUGCGAAAAGAUUGGCGAUCCUGUUCAACUCGAUAAUCAUGAUAGUAUUCAACGAACUGCUAUUUCAUUGAAUAUUCCAAAAAUACAAUGCUUUUCAACAGUUAGUAAAUCUGGUUUGGCUAAGAAAAAUUCAAAUGGGGAGUGGCAAGCAGACGACAAAAAUUCAAUUGAAGUAGUACUUGAAAAGCCUAAAAUAAAUGCAAACGAAAUGUGUAAUAUCAAUGUUCUUGAUCCAUUUCGAACUGAGUGGAUGAUCAAAGCUCGUGUAGUGAAUAAAAGUUAUAUUCGUGAAUAUUCAAAUAUGAAUAGAAGUGGCAAAGUCUUUAAUGUGGGCUUGGUUGAUAGCAGCGGUGAGAUUCGAGCUGUUGGUUUCGACCAUCUUGCGGAACGAUUUUAUGCAACGUUGGAAAUUGAAAAAGUGAGUAGAAGCUUAUCAGCCAUAGAUUCAACGAUCAUAAGAUUCGAUCUACCUUGCACAGAUCGUAUUAUUAAAUUAGAAACAUUGCGAAAAUCAAUAUUUCCAAGUUCAAAUGUAUCAUGUUUGACAACAACAAGUCAAAUAGACUGGAGUAUUGUAACAAUCGAUCAGGUGAUAGCGACCGAACCUGAUACUAUGAAACAUAAGAAUACUCAAUAUUUUUAUAUCAAAGGAUAUUGUAGUGUUAUUGAACAAGACCAUGCAAUUUACAUGGGUUGUUCUGUUGAUAAAUGUAGAAAAAAAUUAGAUGAUUUGGGAAAUGGUUUUUUUUUUUGUAGGAAAUGUCGAGUACGACAAGAGGCUUUCAAAUGGGCCUACUCAUUAUCGUGUUGUAUUGUUGAUCAUACAGGUGAAUUAAAUGUGUGUAUGUUUGGAAGUGCAGCCGAAUCAUUGCUUGAAAUAAGUCCCGAUGUCUUUCAUCAAUAUAAAGAAGACAUGGAAAUUUUGGAUGAAUCACAGAAGUGUGAAAAACGUUCACCAUCAUGUUUGAAUUCGCCUGGAGAAAUAAUCGACGAGAAAGACAAUAAUAAUUUAGAGAUAAGUCAUAAUUGGAUCAGUGUAAAACAUUGUCGAUCAAAGUUAAAAAAAAUGAGAAUAUGCUCUAACUUUGACAACGAAGUGUCAUCAGAAGCAGAUGAAGAAUCUUCUAUUAGUGGAGACGAAGAAUAUUCAGCGUUUGAAACAUCGAGCAACGAUGCAUUUCAAGGAUCUUCAGUUAGUACUCAAACUUCUGCCGAUGUAUCAACUGUUGCUACACAAACACCUUGGACUAUAUAUUUAGAACAGAAGUCGAAUACAAACUAUGUCGCCAUGGAUGAUAGUGACAAAAUUCUAUCUAAUAUCGACACUUUCCACAAGUUAUAUAAUAAUGACUCUCUUGAUAAUCAUAUCGUAGAAAGUGAUCCUGCAUAUAUUUGUGAUGAUCAAUUGUAUGAAUUUUUGAAUAAAACUGGAAAGUAG